Microcebus murinus (gray mouse lemur) is the source of this 2398-nucleotide messenger RNA. Lineage: Eukaryota; Metazoa; Chordata; Mammalia; Primates; Cheirogaleidae. The record is from RefSeq and is a predicted model, not a curated record.
AGGGUGGAACUUGCUUCCUCUUACUAUCCCAACUCUCUUUUCCUUGGCCUGGUGUAGGUGCCUGUGGGGUAAGCAGAAAGUGGGAGUUUCCCAUACCUUCCCAGAGAAGGUCCCUCUAGCCCUUGCCCCAAGCUUCCUAAUUCAGGACUUCAGUUUCCUGCAGAGGAGAAAUAAGACAGGGAGCAGGCCUGGCUCUCUGCCUCUCCACGUGCUCAUGGCCUCUCCCAGGCUAACACUAAGCAGUGUCAUGAGUCUGAGCCAGGUGGGAGAUUAGUUCUUGGGGGCAUUUCAGGGCUGAGAAGGGGGAAGAAUGACAGGUGGAAGGCUACCAACAAAGAGGGGCAGCUGCCAUCCUUGACAGCACCAUCCUCUUGGGAGACUAUGACAUAGGUGGUGGUCAGGAACCUAGGCUGAGAAAAACAGCCAAGGAGGGGGCCGGGCAUGCCUGGCCUCUGCCAAGCCUGGGCUUUACCCAGGCAGGCUCCAGCCUCUCUGGCUCCUCCUCUGCCCUCCGCCCACCCCAGCACACAUAUACUUAAUAUUCCUGGCACCCACAUCCACCCAGUCUAGACUUUGGCCUUUCCUGUGGCUAGUGUGGGAGCCGGGGAAGACUGGGAGCACAGUCUCUCCGACAAAAGCAAAAGAAGAAGCUGCAGGCAUUGUAGUCCCUGCCAACUUUCCCCAGAGGAGGUAAGUGGGAUAGUGGGAGCUGAGGGUGCUGUGGGAAGUCUACCUAGAUAUUACACUCGUUGACAGACGAGUUUAAGCUUUUAACUUGCUCCCUCGCACACUAUCCCCUUUGAUCCUCCACAACUCUGAGGUAGGCCUGGUGGGUGUUAGCCCCACAUAGUAGAUGAGAAAACAUGUUCAGAGAUGCAGUGAGAUGCUCAGCAUCACACAGCAAGUUUGGGAGGCACAGGACUAAAAUACAAGGCUCUUGGCCCUGUUUGUGUUUCUAAAAACCAGGCCCAGUUUACAAUUAGAGGGUUCAGCUGUCCCUGGUUUUAGUAGGAGAGGUGUGACAGCAAGCAAGAAGAUGCCUCUGCUCCCAUACAGGACCUGGCUUUUAGUUGUUAGCCUCAAAUAUAGGGUCUGCCCACGGUUUUGCAUGCAUAGAUGAGCCAGUUAUCUGCCAGGCAGGUAAUUUCUCCAUCUGCUCAGACCAGACACUUCCAGCUAGGAAAGCUAUUAGGAGAAAGGGCUUGAGGGCCAAAGUAAAUGGGACAAGUUUUCCUGCCCAACCUAGGCUGCCAUCUGCAGGUCACGUGGGUUCCGGCCAUGUGGCUGCCACUGCUGCUGGGUGCCUUGCUCUGGGCAGUGCUGUGGUUGCUCAGAGACCGGCAGAGCCUGCCUGCCAGCAAUGCCUUCGUCUUCAUCACUGGCUGUGACUCGGGCUUCGGGCGCCUUCUGGCACUUCAACUGGACCAGAGGGGCUUCCGAGUCCUGGCCAGCUGCCUGACCCCCUCAGGGGCAGAAGACCUACAGCGGUUGGCUUCCUCCCACCUCCACACCACCCUGCUGGAUGUCACUGAUCCCCAGAGCGUCCAUCAGGCAGCCAAGUGGGUAGAGACACACGUCAGAGAAGCAGGGCUCUUUGGUCUGGUGAAUAAUGCUGGUGUGGCUGGUAUCAUCGGGCCCACACCAUGGCUGACACAAGACGAUUUCCAUCGGGUGCUGAAUGUGAACACAUUGGGUCCCAUCGGGGUCACCCUUGCCCUGUUGCCUCUGCUGCAGCAGGCACGGGGACGGGUGGUCAACAUCACCAGUGUCUUGGGUCGCCUGGCAGCCAAUGGUGGGGGCUACUGUAUCUCCAAGUUUGGCCUGGAGGCCUUCUCUGACAGCCUGAGGCGGGACAUGGCUCACUUUGGGGUACGAGUCUGCAUCGUGGAGCCUGGCUUCUUCCGAACCCCUGUGACCAACCUGGAGAGUUUGGAGAACACCUUGCAGGCCUGCUGGGCACGGCUACCUCCAGCCACACAGGCCCUCUAUGGGGAGGCCUUCCUCACCAAGUACCUGAAAGUGCAGCGGCGCAUCAUGAACCUGAUUUGUGACCCAGACCUCACCAAGGUGAGCAAGUGUGUGGAGCAUGCCCUGACUGCUCGUCACCCCCGAACCCGCUACAGCCCAGGCUGGGAUGCCAAGCUGCUCUGGUUGCCCGCCUCCUACCUGCCAGCCAGCCUGGUGGAUGCUGUGCUCACCUGGGUCCUUCCCAAGCCUGCCCAGGCAGUCUGCUGAACCCAGCCUUCCCGCAAGAGAUUGUUUUUCAAGGGCAGGGACUUUUAUUUAUGUCCCUGCCCUGGUAUUGGCUGGUGUCUGUCACAAAAUAGACACUCAAUAAAAGUGUAUUGUUAAAAAAAAAAAAAGUGGGCCAAAAUGAAGAUGCCCAGGGGCAGACUGA